GAUGUUGCUCGGUGCUGCCGAGAGGAAAAUCGAGAGUUGUGGGUGACGUAUUGUCCUCCAGCCAGGUCGGAACAGCCACAGCACCAAGAAGUUGCAGUACCAUUGUCGACAGGGUAUGUGCCCUCUCCACUGCCGCGGCUUGCGCUGGUCCUCGGGACCGAGACUGAUGGCAUUUCUGCAGCAAUGCUGGAGCAGUCGUUCCGUGCUGUAUACCUGCCAAUGUAUGGCUUUGUGCAGUCGCUGAAUGUUGCUGUUGCCUGCGGCAUGCUACUCCAACGCCUUUUUGACCUGUGCCCUGAAGCGAGAGGGGUGUUGCUGGCUACUCUUGGAACCGAAUUCUAG
Effrenium voratum is the source of this 342-nucleotide messenger RNA. The record is from the annotation of a GenBank genome assembly. NCBI's taxonomy places the organism in Eukaryota, Dinophyceae, Suessiales, Symbiodiniaceae.